AUGGCAGUAGAUGAUUCAUUCAAAAAACCUGGAGUUGUUCCUUUUAAGUGGGAGAUCCGACCUGGUGUUCCCAAGGUCCAACAACAGCCAAAACAACAGGAACAAUUACCACUGAAACAGAAAAAGCAACAACCUCCACCAUUGCCACCACCAGCAUCAACUUUCAUAAACCAACGUUCAUUGCCAACUCCACCAGGGCCUCCUCAUCAACAAAAGCUUAAACCCCCACCAGCUGGAUCUUACUUGCUCCUAACUCCAGACCCGCGAGGUCACUCUUUUAGUUCGACCCCAUGUGCCCGCUCCGAACGUUGGCUGUUUGAUCAACCCGCCCGGCUCCGACCACAAUGUGUUUCACCCGGGUGUUUCCCAUCACCAUUGCUUAGGCGAAAAAGAAGCAAGAGGAGGACCCAAAAACCCGAACCUGACUAUGUUUUGGACCUUGGGACGCUGUCGCGAUGGUCGGUGUCAAGCCGAAGGUCACUUUCGCCGUACUAUGGCUCGCCAGCGUCAUCCUUGUCAUCUUUUAGGUCAUCACCCCGACCGGUGGCUGAUGCCGAAUGGGCCGGAUUUAGACUUUUUUGA
This is a messenger RNA of Durio zibethinus, 582 nucleotides long. RefSeq lists its product as uncharacterized. Lineage: Eukaryota; Viridiplantae; Streptophyta; Magnoliopsida; Malvales; Malvaceae. The record is from RefSeq and is a predicted model, not a curated record.